GUUCUCCUCAGCAAUUUAAAAUUAAAAGGAAAUCUGAAGUGGAAGUUUGAAAUAGAUUGCAAUUUAGUUUCUGUCCUAUCUCUCAUAACUGAUUAACUGCCCAUUAACAAUAACAGAAUGCAUAACCAAUUUAUUUCUCAACUUUGUUCCGUUUUAUUCGGACCGAUCUACUGGAUUUCCUGGCUUAAUUUCUUCAGGUGCAUGUAACGUAGCUGAAACCUCAUAUGUCCGAAUGUCUUUAUUUCCAAUGAUCACUCAUUAUGUUGCUUUCUGAUGAAAACAAUACAUCACCUGUCAAAAUGUGGCAAACAGAACACUGGUUGUAAGGACACAUGGUGCCGUAUUUCCCCACAAACGUUCAGUUUGUAGACGGGGUACUGAUCUUUGCAUUCGUAAUCGUCAGAAAUGCUUUGAAUGUCUUCGGAAAAAAAUACCAUCAACGUUAGUACGUCUGUUCACACCUAACGUUAUAUGUGAUGUGCCAAAAUACAGGUUUGUUUACAUGCCACCUGACUCCUUUUGCAGACGACAGAUCAGUUACGCCUGACCCGAGGAUCAUAUGUCGUUGGAGAUGUUUUCGAGGUGUCGGUAAGAAAAUUAGACGGGUAACGGAGCUACCGUCAGGCUCGGUUAGACUUUUAAAAUCUGCAAAUCUGGAGUUUUUCGUUUGACGGCGCUGCCGUUUGUGCCACUUUGCACACAGCGUAAGUGUGGCUGCCAGACCAGAGCCUCAUUGUCUUCCAAUCUUGGCGAUACGUCGUCUGCAAACUUUGCAUUGUUGUCAUAACACACGCCUACGGCGUUCAAUGAUACACCUGCGAACACCUGGGAGGAACCCCCCAUGCCGACUAUUCCCAGGGGAGGGCUAUUCUUUUUCUGCCACUUGUGGAUUCCUCGUCUCUUUUUACGCCUUUCAUGACAGGAUCAAAACAUAAAUCAUACCUAAGUUUGAUCUUUCACUAGUUCUGUAAUUGCUCCAAUAAAUGUAACAUCGACAACAAAAUCCCGAUAUGUCCGAAUUCAAACCCUUACACCCCUUCACGAAUGGUAUCGCCUAAAGGAGGCAGUUACAAACAAACAUGGCGAUGAUGUUGUACGUUUAACGGGACUUUUGUCGGCUGUUGUCGAGUUAGGGUAGAUUUAGUUAUUUUUCAUCCACGCUGAAAAGUUGCGUCGUCAACUAUAAUGCUUAUUGUACAGCACGGAGUUUCCUUUUGUUGAUAAAUGGUGUCGGCAGAUUUGUUUUCGAUUUAAAAUCCAGGUCAGUAGGAUCGAGAAACGAGGUGGAUCAGAUGAAGCCAUCUGUGUUUUCAUCGCCGUGACCUCCUUUCUGACAGGACCAGAGACAGCAGACAUCAGCAGCAUGUCCGUGAAGCUACAGAACAUGUCCGACCGCCUGAGUGCCGUCCAGAUCCACGGACACGCCAUCGCUGUGCCCGACGGGCCGCAGCACCCUUCCCUACCACGGCCGCGAGCUCGGUCCAAGUCGCCGGCGGUCCACGGGAGGAGGGUCGCCCUGACCCCCAUCUCCAUCCCGCCGCGGACACGGACCCCCAGCCCACGGGCCCGGACCCACAGGACGCCCAGCCCCCGCCCCCUGUCCGCCACGGGCUCGAGGCCGGCCUCAGCGGGGCAGGUGGACGGAGGGGACCUGUUAGGCAGGGCCGCCACCCUGUACCCCACCUCCAUGUUCAGUUUCGAGACGUUCCGCAGGAGAGACAGUGGGGACACCUUCCGGAGAAUUGUGGUGGAGGAAAGUAGCAGAUCUUCUAAAGAGAAGCGUCCUAAAUCCAGCAUGAGCACAGCGGACUCCGAGAAGACAGAGUCGGGUUCCGACGCAGACGUGGACGCAGAAGGAAGGAAACGUAAGGGGAAGCAGGGGAUCGUGCGGAGGCGGCGGUUACCGACAGCACUCGUCGUAACUCUGGACACGACACGAGCACGGAGUCAGCUGGAUGUGAUACGGCUGGCACUGAAACAGUUGGGCAGGGGGUGGAGGGAGUACCCACAUGGUAGGAAGGCAGGUUCAGAUAUGUACUGGUCAGUUCCAGCCUUCAACGAUUACGACGACUUUCCUUCAGGCAUCAUCAACAAACUCCCAGGCAUGAAGGACAUGUCCAACAAGGCAAACCUGUCCCAGGCACUAGACAGGAUGCACCAGCUCUUCCCAGAAGCCUUUGACUUUUUCCCGACCACCUGGCGGCUUCCUGAGGAAUUCCACCAAUUCUGCGCGGAAGUUCGCAUCCUGAAGGAAAGACGUGGCAAGCGGUAUAAACCGACGUUUAUCGUGAAGCCCGACGAAGGCACCCAAGGCGGCGGGAUCUACCUCCUACAGGACCCGCAUGACGUGAAGUCUAUCGGAAUGGUUCGCCCGGCCGUUGUUCAGGAAUAUCUCACCAACCCCUAUCUCAUAGACGGCUACAAGUUUGACCUCAGGAUAUAUGUGCUGCUAGGAAACAUUGAACCUCUGGAACUUUACAUCGGGCGGGAAGGCAUGGCAAGGUUCUGUACUGUCCCAUACCAGUCACCCUCACGAAUGAACCUUCACGAGUCCUACAUGCACUUAACAAACUACUCUCUCAACAAGUACAGCGACGGAUUCAUCCAUUCUGAGGACGGGGAUAUAGGUAGUAAGAGGACGUUGAGUAGCGUGUUGCAGAGACUAAAGCGGAGAGGCAAGGAUGUGGACAAACUAUGGAAGGACAUUGAAGACAUUGUCUUGAAGACAAUCAUAGCCAUCUUACCUGAGAUCAAGACUUUCCACCAUGUUAUGCUGCCACCGGGGAAGACUCUUGGAGGACCUAAGUGUUACCAACUGCUGGGAUUUGACAUCCUGCUGACAUCUGACCUGAAGCCCAUCCUGCUGGAGGUGAACUCUAACCCCAGCCUGAAGAUCGACUCGGAGCGCGAGGUGUCGCCGGGGGUGAUGGAGUCCAUCCCCAGUCCCGUGGACGAGGAGAUCAAGGUGCCGCUGGUGCGGGACGUCCUGAAGGUCAUGAAGCCACAGAAGAAGAAACCUGUCUCCAAGUCCCCCUCCAAGAGUUUUUCAAUCCCUACUAUUUUGCUAAUUGAAUUUUGUGUACGGCUAUGUGACUGGCAUGUCACAUGUCAAGAAAAUGUUUCAACAAUUUGCUUCACUGGUUGCUUGAGUGCUAUAAGUAUAUUCGGGUAUAUUCUGGGCAGGGCUACACUCCUACAUCUGAUCAUUUUUUGUUUCCUUUUGUUUCCUUUCUUCUCCAGGGUUCUAGACAACCUGACAGAUGAGAAGAAGAGAGAAGUAGACGACAACUCCACAGAUGAGAACAGGAACCUGUCGGAGGACUCUGCGGGUUCCUCCGACUCGAACGCUAACCUGCUGCGGGAGCUUCAGCUGGAGGAGCAGCAGGAGAAGCUGGUUCUGCUGGAGCUGUACCCUCGCCUGCAGAAACAGUACGAGCACUUCAGGCUGGUGGAGAGGAUCGCUGCCAUGUUCUGUCAGUUUGUGGGGAUCCGCUGCACCACCAGGAUGGGACCAACCGGCUUCAGGACAUUCACAAGGACUUGCAAGCUGCACAGCAACGGUCUGACGACAGCUGCGAUUGAUAUCCUGUACAUCGACAUGGCUCGGCGCUGGGCACACGCAAUCCCCGACCGCACGGCCGGCCUGUGCUUUCAGGGAUUCAUCGACGCCUUCUUCUACAUUGCCAAGCGGAAGUACUUCGCACGCUGCGAGCAGUUUGCAGAGAUGGUGGCAGCGUUGAUCGACCACUGCGAGGGGAAGUUAGAGGAGAGAGGAACACUGUUCAGGGCUGGUGUGUUUGCCUCGCCAUUGUGAAGCAGAAUUACUAAUAUUUCUUACAUGGGAGGACUUGACAUAUAAAGGGAGCUGAGAAUCUGAGCUGAGCCCUCAAUAUAUUAUAUGGGUAACAUAUAGCCAUAUCAUACCUUACAGGUACCAAACGUUCUUUAGUGGAAGAUUUUACUAAAAUGUUUUCACUCCUGCAAAGCCACACUAUAGUUUUCCUCACAUUGAAUGUGAAUUUCUGAAAACUGAGUCAAAAGUGCCCACAAAAAGGGCAUUGGGGGGGGGGGCACUAAAAUCUGGCUUAUAUGAAAUAUUGUCUAAGGGACCACCAAAAAUGGGCACAUUGGCCAGGUGGUAGAGGUGGUCACUUGUACAGAUUGGACUGUAUGUGAUAGUUAGGAUUCUUUUUUUGAAAUCAAGCCAUCUGAAAAACAAACAGGAAUCUAUUCAGCUGUAUCAAUAUAAUCAUGGUAUGAAAAUAACCUGUCAUGUCUAAUUCCCAAUCCCUCUAUUAAAGUUUUUGUAAA
Messenger RNA from Branchiostoma floridae (Florida lancelet), 4311 nucleotides. RefSeq names its product tubulin polyglutamylase TTLL11-like. Gene Ontology annotation, molecular function: tubulin binding; tubulin-glutamic acid ligase activity. Gene Ontology annotation, cellular component: cilium. The record is from RefSeq and is a predicted model, not a curated record. Bases 1364 to 3814 code for a protein of 816 amino acids. Gene Ontology annotation, biological process: protein polyglutamylation; microtubule cytoskeleton organization. NCBI's taxonomy places the organism in Eukaryota, Metazoa, Chordata, Leptocardii, Amphioxiformes, Branchiostomatidae. The transcript is spliced from 7 exons.